UUAUAUUUGCCAAAGAUAAAACAUUACACGUUGGUGGCCCGCCCAGUUACCUGUUGUACUCAACCAUUGUUGUCUCGACUCCAAUAAUUAGUGGUGAUCUUCGUUCAACAAAGUGCCCGGUUCUUAAAAAAUAAUGGCUGGGACGGGCCGAGGCACUGGUGCUGCCCAGCUGGAGCAAAAAAUUGGAUGUAUAAAAUACCUGAUAUUCUGUUUCAACGCAGUGAGUUGGAUAUUUGGGGCCAGCUUGUUUGGACUGUCGCUUUGGAUGCGUCUUGAGCCGGGAUUCGAGGAGUGGGUUGGUUUCCUCGGAAUGUGGCAAUUCUACAUUGGUAUUUACAUCCUGAUCGCAGCCUCCGUAAUUGUGAUGAUAAUAUCUUUCGUUGGGUGCGGUGCAGCUCUCAUGGAGCUCGUUGUAGGCCUUUACGCAUAUAUUGGUCUACAAAUCCUGAGCUUUGUAUGCGGUUUAGCCGGGGCUGCGGUGCUCCUUGAUUAUUCGACCUACGACAGUAGUAUUCAACCCAUUAUCUCAACGGCCAUGACAAAUCUGAUAUCCAACUCGCAAUACGAAGGCGCUGCGGUUAUCCUCCGGAUGGUACAGGAGAACAUCGGAUGCUGCGGAGCCAAUGGUCCGAUGGAUUACUUGACGAUGCUGAAGCCACUGCCUACAGAAUGCCGGGACACGGUAACAGGGAAUGCAUUUUUCCACGGUUGUGUCGAUGAGCUUACUUGGUUUUUGGAGGCUAGAUCUGGAUGGAUCGCUGGUCUCGCGUUAUCUCUUUGCAUGCUUCACGUUGUUUUGGCGGUUCUCGCAUUGAUCUUGAUCCAAGCAAUCAAGAAGGAGGAAGAAAUUGCGUACAAACAAUAAUAAUACCAAUCAUUUCAAUUUUAUUCACAACAUACAUUAAGCUUCAUUUACGUAAGUUAUACAAAUAAUUCAAUUGCGAAUGCGAUGCAGCCAUAUAUUACAAUAAUCGUACGAGUUUAGAGGGCGUGCCUCAACCAGUCAAUGAUUAAUUUAUAAUCACAAAAAAUUAACAAAUAAAAGCAAAAUCCAAAGCCACAUAAUCAUUUUACGAACAUGACGUUAAAAGACAAUUGAAAUAUAAUGAAUAAAAAAUCAUCUAACCCAAUUGGAUCUGGACUCGAACCUUCAGCAAGAUUGAUUUUCUUCACACUUGCGAAAUCUAGUAUUACCUUCAGGCAUUGAAACAUAUACAUGUAUAAACACUUAAAUCUAUAAUUAUAUAACAUAAUUUAUCAUUGGUAUAACUUACUAUAAGUAAUACGUGCAAUUGUACGAAAUAGGAAUAAUUUUAAUCAAUUAAAAUGAGUCAGUGUAAUAACGAUAGUGAUCGCCGCAUAUAACAUCCUAUAGAUAACUUUGUAAUAUUUUGUUAUAAAUAAACCCAUUGUGUACACGUAUUGAUUAUUGCCAAAUUAAAGUAUAUGCAUAUUAGAAACAGGCCCUAUCAGUGUAAAAAUAAUUUUGAACACGCGUUAAAAAUUAUUCUUAAAAUAUUACAAUCUUUGACGAUAAAGUACCUGAUGCCGUAAUUCGACGCACAUAUUUCGUUCUGUUUCUUCUCUUUUUGGCAAUAGUAUGCGUCAUUCAACUAACCUUAGCUGGAAUUCUACUAUCUAUCUGCAUAAUUUUCACAAAAUUUGAAUAUGCAGAAAUUUCAUUUUAUUGCCACCCAACAAGUACAAGAAAAAGGAGUAACAAACGGCUAAAUUCAUCGAACGUACGUGUUAAACAUACUUGAAGACUAAUUAAAUAUCUACAAAUAGCUCAUGACAAACUACAGAAAUAUAUGUUAUACAGUACAGUAGAACCUCGAUUAUCCGAAUUAAUUGGGACCGAGCCUAGUUCGGAUAAUCGCAAGUUUGUAUAACCGAAAUGCAAUUUUUAUCUUAGGGUUUAAUAGUAUGUGCCUACAAUACAAAUUUAAAUCGCGACAAAUAGUUCGGAUUAAGUAUCUAAAUAUAUAUUUAAACCUUGUUCAAACACCGAACGCUUGUUUUAUUACUUUGGUUUUAUAUAAUCGUCUAUUGUCAAUUGAAAAAGUGGACGGAUACGCCUGUAUCGAAUUACCGAACGAGAACCUGAUAGGUAAUUCGUCAAAACAUUCAUGAAUAAAUGUAACAUAUUCCUCACGAUUAGCACAAUUUAAGUAUAAAUUUUUCAUCGCUAUCAGAUCAAAUAACUUGAGAAUCGAGAUUUCGUAAUGCAGAAUUUAAACGAAUACGACUUUCUCGAUAAACUGUACGACAUACCAAAGUGUAAAAAUUAUGCUCCGAGUUAUUGUAGCCUUUUAGGGCCAAGCUCCACACUGCAGGUGAGCUCGCGAUUAUUGCGAAUAGUUUAACCAUGACCUUUAUAGGAUUGACACGGGGCUAUGUAAACUAUCUCCAGUACCUACGCUCAUACGCAAUUGAGGAACAUUGAAACUCAGGUAGAGGCGUAGAAUAGAUAUUGUUUGAUCAGCCGUCAACGCCCGCGACGCCUCAGGCUGGACAUAAAUUUAAAAUGCCUGUGUUGGGUAUUAAUAAUAAAUCUCAAAGCGAUAGAGCAGCAGCCGAUGUGGGUCGCGAGGCGAGAGAUAAGAGGACCAUUGUGAUGAAAAUAUUGAUCACCACAAAAAAUGCAGCCGAGUAUUAUUUACCAACCGGAACCA
Neodiprion fabricii is the source of this 2675-nucleotide messenger RNA. RefSeq names its product tetraspanin-2A (gene Tsp2A). Gene Ontology annotation, cellular component: membrane. Bases 134 to 865 code for a protein of 243 amino acids. The transcript has 5 exons. Lineage: Eukaryota; Metazoa; Arthropoda; Insecta; Hymenoptera; Diprionidae. The record is from RefSeq and is a predicted model, not a curated record.